This is a messenger RNA of Panicum virgatum (switchgrass), 2369 nucleotides long. Its product is annotated as F-box/kelch-repeat protein At3g61590-like. Bases 809 to 2029 code for a protein of 406 amino acids. Lineage: Eukaryota; Viridiplantae; Streptophyta; Magnoliopsida; Poales; Poaceae. The record is from RefSeq and is a predicted model, not a curated record. The transcript is spliced from 4 exons. Gene Ontology annotation, molecular function: protein binding.
GUCGCCUGCCCACGGCCACGGGCGGCACGGCGCCCUUCCACCGACCCACCGCAGUUCAAAUCGAGGAGCACGGGUUCUUCCAUCAGGGGAAGCUACGGCACCAGCGCGUACAGCCGGGCAACGUCCCUCGGGCCGCCGCCGGACAGCUCAUCGAAGUCGCCGGAGCUCUCGGCGACGGUGAGCUCGACGCUCUCGCCCGCAUCCCCACCCGCGGAGAAGAACUCGGACCCGCUCCCCCCGUCCAAGCACGGGAAGACGCGGCCGAGCAGCUCCGGGUUCUUCGCGCGGCCGCAGGGAGAGGAGGCCCCGACUCUCGGGUACGGCAGCAAUCGGGUCGGGGUCACACACGUCGGCGUCGUGCCCGUCGCCUACGCGUCCUCCUCGACAUUGCCGUGCACCGCCUCCGCGUCCUUCAGUAAGCGUGCUCCUCCCCCGAAAUCCCCAAAUCCCCUAGUAAUCCCCAAAUCCCGUGCGUAUAUAUGAGGGAGGAGGAAAGCCCACUGUUCCAUCUCUUGGAGUAGAAGGGCAGAAAGGCCUCUCACCUCCCCCCAUUUCCACCCCCUUCCGCCCCCACUAGAUUGGGCAAAUUCCGCGCCCAAUCCGAUCGGCUCCGGCCGCUCUACCGCAAGAAUCAGCCGCCGGUAUCCUCUCUUUCGUGGGUCAGGACCCGGCGGCGGCAGUGGAUUCGGAAAGGGAGGAUCUUUUCUUUGGUUUCUGUUCUUGAUUGAGGAGAGGAAGGCUAUAUUGGUCAGGUUUGAUAAGUGUCCCCUCCAUUUAGGGUAUUGUUUUAGCUACUGUUUUUCGCUGGAUGCUGGCAAUGGAGUCAGAAGAGUGGGAGCUGUAUCCUUACAUCGGUUCACAGGUCAUGGAAUAUGGACAGAUCUCUGAAGAUAGCGAUGAUGAUUGGAAUGGGGAGGUGGCAGUGUCAUUGGACGCUGUCCUCCCUGAUGAUCUCUUAGAGAAAGUUCUUUCCUUCUUGCCUGUUGCAAGUAUCAUAAGAUCUGGGUCUGUCUGCAAGAGGUGGCACGAGAUUGUGCAUGCCCAGAGGCAGGCAUGGAAUAAAAUGGUGCCCCAGAAGCCAUGGUACUUCAUGUUUACUUGUAGUGAGGAUGCAGUUUCAGGUUUUGCCUAUGACCCGAGCCUCCGUAAGUGGUAUGGAUUUGAUUUCCCUUGCAUUGAGAAGAGCAACUGGUCUACAUCCUCAUCCGCUGGGUUGGUGUGCCUGAUGGAUAGUGAGAACAGGCGCCGAAUUAUGGUGUGCAACCCCAUCACUAAGGACUGGAAGCGGCUUCUUGAUGCUCCUGGAGGCAAAACAGCUUAUUACAGUGCUCUUGCCUUUUCUGUGGACAGGAGUUCUCAUCAGUACACGGUAGCUGUUGCAAGGAGCAACCAGGUUCCGCCAGAGCACUAUCAGUGGGAAUUUACCAUCCAUUUGUAUGAGUCGGUCACUGGUAAUUGGGUGACUCCCUUUACUGGAGUACUGCUCGGGUGGAGAGGAGGUGAUGAGUGUGUCAUCUGUGGUGGAAUACUCUAUUACUUGGUGUACUCCACAGGAGUUCUAGUGAACAAUAAUGAGCAUCGCCAUUGUCUUGUCAUGUAUGAUCUUGCUGCAAGACCUAACCACACUUCUUUAAUGAGCAUGGCUAUUCCAGUGCCAUGUGCUCUUACAUGUGGCCGGUUGAUGAACCUAAGCGAGAGGCUUGUAUUGGUUGGUGGCAUUGGCAAGCAAGACAGGCCUGGGAUCAUCAAGGGAAUUGGCAUUUGGGAGCUCCAUAACAAAGAGUGGCGUGAGGUUGCUAGAAUGCCUCACAAGUUUUUCCAAGGAUUUGGUGAGUUCGAUGAUGUUUUUGCAAGCUGCGGGGCAGAUGAUCUUAUCUACAUCCAGAGCUAUGGAUCGCCGGCUCUUCUCACCUUUGAAAUAAACCAGAAGCUGUGGAAGUGGUCAGUGAAGAGCCCUGUUUCAAAGAGGUUUCCACUGCAGCUGUUCACUGGUUUUUCUUUCGAGCCAAGGCUGGACAUUGCUUCCUAGUGUUCCUAAUUUGUUCCACCUCCAUAGAAUCCUUACAUUAUAUUUUUCCUGGUUUUGGAAUGGCCAAAGUCAGGAUGAGAUGCUGCCGUUGGAAGACACUUGACACAAAAUGUUCGAUUCUAUAGAUCUGCUCUAUUCAUUGCUGGUGUAUUGGGUAUAUCAUCUAAUUGAAGUUGUCAAUUAACUUCGCCGAUAUUUUUGUUAACUUGGUUCAAUAGUGGAGGGAGAGAUGAUAUCAACGAAUUACACAUGAACUGUUGUUUCGGGAUUAUUCUUCUUUUGUUCCCUGCAAAAUUUGUGCUUCCUUGUCUCAGAAAAUUGAAUCAAUCCAGUUUUACUA